AUGACACAAGAAAACAUGAUAAACGAUAUGUACCCGCUAGCAGCAUUGCUUAUAUAUGCAACUAACCAGCAAGUGACCAAAGAGAAGAUUGACUCUGUGUUCAAGUUCUUUGGACUGGAAAGCCAUCCGAAGAUCAGUGAGUUUUUUGAAAUGGACGCACUUGAGAUUAAGACUCUGUUGAUGAGUAGUACCCAGGAGGCAGCAGCCCCUGUGGAGGCCAAGGCUUCAGCUGAUGUCCCUGGGGACGCAGGAAAGAAGGAAGAGCCUGAGGAGGAAGAAGUUGAAAUCGACUUUGGAAUGUUCUGA
Molecule: messenger RNA, 306 nt
Organism: Encephalitozoon intestinalis ATCC 50506
Lineage: Eukaryota; Fungi; Microsporidia; Unikaryonidae
Exons: 1
Coding region: 1-306 (101 amino acids)
Source: RefSeq, a predicted model, not a curated record